Molecule: messenger RNA, 1965 nt
Organism: Anopheles coustani
Lineage: Eukaryota; Metazoa; Arthropoda; Insecta; Diptera; Culicidae
Gene: Syn1
Product: beta-1-syntrophin
Exons: 10
Coding region: 1-1965 (654 amino acids)
Cellular component (GO): intracellular anatomical structure; dystrophin-associated glycoprotein complex
Molecular function (GO): protein binding; structural molecule activity
Source: RefSeq, a predicted model, not a curated record
AUGGUGGAAUCGGGCACCAUCAGCCGGACGAGCCCGGGCUCGGCGUCGAUCGUGGCCACCAGUGCUGGCGUCCGGAGCGGCAUUCUGGAGACGCGGGUGCGCGGGGCCUGGUAUCGGGUGUCGGUCAGCCUCGAGACGGAGUACAUUUCGGUCAGUCUGGACGAAACCUGUGAACCGAUCGACCAUUCCACGACGCUAAACGGCACGCUAGGGAGCAACCACAGUGGCAACAAUGGCUCGAACAAUUCCUCCCAGCCGUCGUCGGCCGGCGCGUCCGGUCCGUCGAUCCACUCGUCGGAAAAUCUAAACGGUGCCACAACGCCCCUCACGGCCAACGGGAGCGUCAGCCUGCCGAACGGUGGCCCCGGCGGUGGCCCGGGCGGUGGUGGUGGUGGUGGGGCUGCCGGAGGCGUCGGUGGCGAUAAUUUCCUCAAUAACAACAACAAUGGUAGCGGCACCGGAACCACCACGAACACCACGACCACCAGCAGCAGCAACGGGAGCGGCGGGGGCAUCACCAGCAACGGAACGAACGGCAACACACACAGCGGCGGUCCGGUUGGCACCAACAACAACCACAACAGCAACAACAACAGCAUCGACAAUGGCAUCGCCGAGAUCUGCGAUGUGCCCGACUCGGUGGCGAACCAGAAGCGACACGUGCGAGUCAUCAAAUCGGACAACAACGGUCUCGGCAUUUCGAUCAAGGGCGGGCGCGAGAACCGGAUGCCGAUACUGAUCUCGAAAAUCUUCCGCGGCAUGGCGGCGGACAACGCGAAGGGUCUGUACGUCGGUGACGCCAUCCUGUCGGUCAACGGCGAGGAUUUGCGCGACGCGACGCACGAGGAGGCGGUGCGGGCACUGAAGCGGGCCGGACGUGUCGUCGAUCUUGAAGUGAAAUUCCUGCGCGAAGUGACACCGUACUUCCGGAAGGCGAGCAUCAUCUCCGAGGUGGGCUGGGAGUUGCAGCGCGCGUUCCUGUGUCCACUCGGCCCAAGUGCUUCGUCCCCGCCCGGCGUUGCGCCCCGAAGCCCGCCCCGUGCCGACACCCGCUACAUCCCGCUGCAGCUGACCCAUCUGGCCCGCAACCUGAAGUACCACGAUCCCGAAAACCGCUGCAUAGAGCUGCAUUCGCCGGACGGCAUCCACUCGUGCAUCCUGCGGGCGAUGGAUCCGCAGGAGGCGACCACAUGGUUCAACGCGCUGCACUCCGCCAUCGGCAAGAGCACCCAGAAGGCGCUGCUCGAUGCGAACCGGGCCUUGCUGGCGAUCAUCGGCGAGCUGAAGCACAUCGGUUGGCUGAGCCGGCGGAGCGGAGGUGAACAGAAUGGACGUUCCAGUUCGGAGAGCUCCGACGAGCUGGACAAAUGGCAAUCGAUUUUCGUUGCAGUAACCGAUCGUGAACUACGCCUGUAUGAGAGCGCCCCGUGGUCCGUGGAAGCUUGGAGUAGACCGUUCGAGAGCUGUCCGCUGGUGGCCACUCGGCUGGCCGGUGCAGGCAACACCUCAACCGUGGGUUCCAACUCGAGUACACACUCGAGCGUGUUCUGCAUCCGGUGCGGUACGACACGGGGCGUCGUUAGCCAUUGGUUGCGCUCGGAGACGAACCGGGAUAUGGCGGCGUGGGCCCGGGUGCUGGUGCAGGGCUGCCAUAAUGCCAUCGUCUGCCAGCGAGAGUUUUCUUUCCGAUGUCUGUUUCAGGGACGGCCAUGUCAAUUAAUUGUGCACCUGGACCGUGGAUUCACGCUGCUGGACAGUGGGCUCGGGCCGGCCUCGAAAGCCCUCUGGUCGUUUCCGUUCGACAAACUGAAAGGUUCGGCAGACGACGGCAUCAAGCUGCUGUUCCUGGACUUUUCCGGCACGGAGGAGGGCGCCGAGCUGGAGCUGGACAUGGAGUGUUGUCCCAAGCCGGUUGUGUUCGUGCUGCAUAACUGCCUGUCGGCCAAAGUUCACUCGCUAGCAUAA